GCCCCGUUGAGAGCGAAGGAGCGAGCACACGCGAGUGGACCGAGCGAGAGCUUAAACCUCGACGAUAUUAUUUUGUACGCUGGACAGAGCGACGCGGCAAUGAAGGCCUUCAUCAUACUGGCAUUGACGGGGAUGGCGAUGGCCCGACCGGAACCACCCUCCUCGUACUUCCCCUCGGUAGCCGACACCAGCGGCGGAAACUACCCCCAGUCGACCUACGGAGUGCCCCAACAAGCACCCGUGAUCCACAAGCACGUGUACGUACACGUACCACCGCCCGAGGCACCCGAGUACAAGGCCCCCAAAUACAUCGCCCCCGCUGCCCCGCCCCAGAAGCACUACAAGAUCGUCUUCAUUAAGGCCCCGACUCCACCAACACCAACUGCCCCAGUACUGCCACCGCUGCCCCAACCCGACGAGGAGAAGACCCUCAUCUAUGUUUUGGUGAAGAAGCCCGAAGAGCAGCCUGACGUCGUAAUACCGACUCAAGCACCCACCCAGCCAAGCAAACCCGAGGUUUACUUUAUCCGUUACAAGACCCAGAAGGAGCAAUCCGCAGCAUACGGACCCCCUAGCGCUACUCCUGGUACACCGAUCGAUAAUUACGGGCCUCCAAGCGAUGGCCCUUACUAAAUCAGCCGCCGACCAACAAGAGUCUUCGAUUCUAAGCGUCAUUAAUGAAUCAUCUAAAACGUUGUUCGAGCCCGCAGCUUAUAUAACGGGUAUUCGAUUGUCUUUGAAUAGUCGGUGCAAGCUUUCUUCGCGUAACAGUGUUAAACAAUACUCUGUAAUGUUUCACCAUUUUACCAUGUCCCAUGAAAAAUAACAUCGUAUGAAAAAGGAAAAGAAUCUCGUGGAUAGUAUUCGGAUGCGACCGAAUCGUUGAAAUGAUAUCACUAUCAUCAAUGUCAAUCUAUCGUCGAUGCAAAAUUAGUAUCUGUGCAUAAAGGGCCCACUGUCCCAACUUUCUUUCGCUGCCUAAAAUGUGUCGCCCAGCAUAAUCGCAAAGUGUCCGUUAAGAAUUGUGCUGGUUUGCCGACUGAUUGCGAAUCCUUGUUUUUUUUACUCUGAUGUGCUU
Ceratosolen solmsi marchali is the source of this 1078-nucleotide messenger RNA. Its product is annotated as proline-rich extensin-like protein EPR1. Gene Ontology annotation, molecular function: structural constituent of chitin-based larval cuticle. Gene Ontology annotation, cellular component: chitin-based extracellular matrix. Gene Ontology annotation, biological process: chitin-based cuticle development. Bases 100 to 633 code for a protein of 177 amino acids. The transcript has 3 exons. The record is from RefSeq and is a predicted model, not a curated record. Lineage: Eukaryota; Metazoa; Arthropoda; Insecta; Hymenoptera; Agaonidae.